Molecule: messenger RNA, 2474 nt
Organism: Oncorhynchus nerka (sockeye salmon)
Lineage: Eukaryota; Metazoa; Chordata; Actinopteri; Salmoniformes; Salmonidae
Exons: 2
Coding region: 66-1268 (400 amino acids)
Biological process (GO): DNA integration
Molecular function (GO): nucleic acid binding
Source: RefSeq, a predicted model, not a curated record
UCCACCAUGACCAAGGGGGAGAAUUUGAAAAUCAGUUGUUCCAUCAGUUAAAGAAACUCAGUGGCAUGGCGGGGUCCAGGACAACACCCUAUCACCCGAUGGGAAACGGUCAAGCGGAACGCAUGAACAGAACAUUGUUGCAAAUGUUAAAGACACUAACUGAGACACAAAAGUCAAAUUGGAAGGAGUCUCUGAACAAACUGGUUUAUGCCUAUAACUGCACCCGUUGCGAAGUGACUGGCUAUUCACCAUUUUAUCUUCUGUUUGGGAGAUCACCCAGGCUUCCAGUUGAUAUGCUCUUUGGAUUGUGCACAGAGGCAGGUUCCAGUAACCAGCGAGAAUACGUGGAGAACUGGAAACGAGGGAUGGAAGAAGCAUACGCCAUUGCAAAUGAAAAUGCUCAGAAAGCCGCUGAAAGAAGUAAGAAGUACUAUGACACUAAAGUUAGGAGUUCAGUGCUACAGCCUGGCGAGCGAGUUCUGAUUAAAAACCUGACACCAAGAGGAGGACCAGGAAAACUCCGUAACUAUUGGGAAGAUACAAUUCACACAGUGGUGAGACAAAUGGGUUCAGACCUGCCGAUUUAUGAAUUGAGACCAGAAAAGGGUAGGGGACGCUCCAGGGUCCUGCACAGAAAUCUGCUCAUGUCCUGUGACCACUUACCUUUUGAGACACAACCAGAAAUGACCAAAGUGGACAAAAGUCAGAAAACGAGGAGACACCAGCCUGCAUCACAGACUCUAGAUUCUGAUGAAGACAGUGGGGAUGAAUAUGACCUUCAUCAUGAGCCGCUACAGGUUCCCACAUCUCCUACAGUACCUGAGGAGAGGAAUGCUGAACCAGCGAGAGAGUGGGAACACAGGCCCCCAACAGUGAAACGGACAGUUGCAGUGCCAGUCCCUGAUACGCUACCAGCACAGCCUCUUGUUGAAAAGCGGCUGGAGGAGACAACAACAGUUAAAGACCUGCCUGCUGAGGAGAGUAACUUGCCUGCUGAAAAUUUGCCUGAUGAUCGUCCACCAAGUGCCUUUCCUUCAUAUACUGAUGCUUCUGAACCUGAGGAACCAGCCUACCAGCUGCCACAAAGAGAGAGACACCCUCCAAGACGUAUCACCUAUGAUCAGCUUGGUAUCCCUUCCUGCUACAGUAUACAGCCACAGCCACAGUUGUUCCCUGUCUACUCUGCACCAGGACUGGUUCCAUGGCUGCCAUCACUACAGCAAUGUUACUUUCAGCCACCUUACAUGUAUGGGCUUCAGCAAACAUGAGGCUACAGAGUUGACAUGUUUGACCAUGGACUACUGUCAGAUUUCACAGACUGUCAAAAGAGACAAUUUACAGACUAUGCAUAUAGAUCAUUAAAAUUGAUGGACUGUUGAUCAAUAGUAUGAGAAAUAAUGCUUAUGUUAUAGCUGGUCAACAGAUAUGGACUGUGAAUAUAACUUGUUAGUUAUAUUUGAACUGUGACCCUUGACCUCUGCUCAAGUACUAUCUUACAGAAGAUACGAACUGUUGAAGAAGACAAUGUUGGUAAUGUUGGGACAACAUUUAUUUUGUCGGGAGAGUGUGACAGGUUAAAGGACAUAUUCAUAGCCUGUUAUACAUUGAAAAGUAUUAGUAAGUUCAUAGUAUGUGAGGAUCUUAAAACAUCUAAGGUUAAAAUAUGCAUUCAGUAUUAGUUGAUAGAGAUUGAUAACAUUCAUAUAAUUGUGUUAAAGUCCAAAUCUGUCAAAGGGUACGAAUUGUGAGAGUAAUGUGUAAACGUUAUAUUGAUUACUUUAUUUUGUGGUGCCUAAAAGUGUUAAUCUGUGAUCUACGAAAUGCUUUUAGUCUAUGAGCCGGAGAUCGAUUGCUCUGGUCUCCACCCAUAUUCCUGGGGAAAUUCGCGGUCUUUUUCUCAUUGAACUAAAUGUUGACUUGAGAAUACAACACCGUAUCACUCUCGUGAUUAUUUCUCCCCUGUUUUCAGGGGCGUAACACAAUAUGUUUUGUGGACUUCACCGGACAGAGGUUGCUCUCCGGUUUUGUGAUGAAACAAAGGCUGCCUGGAGUUGGGUGACCAAAUGUCCAGCCAGUUGGACAAACUUAACAGAGAAAGUGGAGUGGCGAAGGUCCAGAAAAAGGCGGCUAAGCCCUCUGCUGAUCAAAGUCAAGCAGCUGGAAUUGAAACUGACUGCUAUGAAGAGAACCUUGGAGAAUCAUGGUUCACAUCGAGCCGCCCCAUCUUGUUCCUGCCCACACUGCUCUCAGCACGUUCUCCAGACCAAGGGCAGCAGCUACUCUGGGAGAGUAGACUGGGAGAGUGCUGCAUAGGCCAUAGUCUUAGAAAAUGAAAUGGACUGCACUCCAAUGGAGACAUUUAAAUGAUUUAUUUAUUGACCCUGUUGUUUAGACUGUCGAUCACCUAUGUUGAUACUGAAUUUCAUUGGCAUGAGAAAACACUUGUUGUCUAAAUAUAUUUUCUUUCAAUAAUA